Molecule: messenger RNA, 2410 nt
Organism: Physcomitrium patens
Lineage: Eukaryota; Viridiplantae; Streptophyta; Bryopsida; Funariales; Funariaceae
Source: RefSeq, a predicted model, not a curated record
CUGUAGGCUGUUUCAGUAGGCGACAGCGUCAUAAGUUUGCAGCUUCCACCUAAUCGACUGUCACAGUUUGCUUCGAGUCUCCGGGUUGCGUUGCUUCAGGUAAUGUCGCUGUCGAUUCUCCUAAUUGUCAUUGAGUGAAACAUCUGCUUACAUAAUUCAUCCGAGGUCGCGAAUAUUUGUCAUCCACUUAAUCUAGAUGUACAGAUCACUUAGGCCUUACAUUCAUAUAGUCAAAAAUUUAUCCUACAUUAUUGUGUAUUAAGGCACAUUGUGCACGGUUAGUACAACUUGAUUAUUGCUACAACAUCCCAAAUAUUAUAUCUCUUUGAGUGUAUGUUAUUGGUGGUGUGUUAUGGGUCGAUGUCCUUGACCCUAAUGCAACUUGUUAGAUCAUCAUCUCGUUAGUCCAGUUGAAGAGCCGAAUGGGAUUAGCGCCAUUAAUAUGAGUCUUUCGAAAACCUGACAGGGGUGAGAAUGUCAGACCAGCUUGUCACAGCUUUGUUGUUGUUAGCAACGAAGAGGAACUAAGGUGACGGCCGUAUUAUAAAACGAGCUUGGAAAUUACAAGACUUUGUGACUUCUAUGGUUUUCUAUGCAUUGCUGCCUUAAUGCAUGGCAACACGGUCUCUCUAAUUGUUUCUGCCUGUAAAGUUAGGAGUUUAAGCGUGUUCAAGAGCUGAUUUUUUGUCAAGAGCGUUUAAGCGGUUACAAUGAACGCUGAGAGGAAGGUGCAGCCGGUUCUGCUGUGCUUCGAUGCACCGAACUGGCUCCACUGCGAAUUCUGGGGAGAGAAUGCUGACUUCGAGUUCAUGAAGGGUGAUCCUUUUGAAGCCUUACGGGCUUCUGACGAUGCUGUGGAUCGCUUGGUGAGUGCUGCUUCCAAUUCGGGUUAUGAACUCUUGGUUGUCAGCAAACGCGCCGGACACAGUCUUAACAGAGACAAGAGAUUACAACAGCGGCGUGAUUCUGAGAUACUCAAUGAAAAAAAAGGAGUUUGUCUAAAUGCCGUUAGUUUCCUGGAGGAGUCGUUCAGUAAUCGCGGUGUAAGAGUGGUUAUCCCUACUUCUGUAGAAUCGACGGACGUGCUGGCAGCGUUCGCAGUUGCCAACGCUGCCAAGUUUGGUGUUGUUGUCAGUAGGAAUCGUAAUUUUUUGAGGUACAAUGUCCCGAUUCCCGUAUGCCGGAAUUUCACGGUAAGGAAUGGUAAACUGCUUCUUGAGCUGAGCACAAUGGAUAAUAAUGACGACAAUUCCUCGAGCAAAUCGAAUGGAGAGUUUCGUCGAAUGUCUCGUCCUGUGCAGCCGCGCCUUGUCUUUAGUAAAUGGAGAUGGUGUGAGGGAUUUUCUAAAAAGUACCGUCCGUCUGCGUUGCCAAAUGGAGUGUUAAGUUUCGGCACUAGCAGUUCUUCCGACAGAAGGAUGGGGAGCCUCCAUGUUCUUGCCCGCCCUCUGCGUGCAGCGCUAUAUGCUAUAAUUGGGGAGAAAAAAGCCAUCGAGCGGUUACCAGAGUGGAGUGACGAGAAGGAGGAAGUAGUGUGGACCGUGAAAGGUGUGGACGCCGAUCCUGCACUCACGGAAUUGCUCAACGAUCCACUGGCUGUGGUCAAUUGGCUAGUGGAACGAGACGUUCCUGUUUUAGACACAUUGGAGUCCUGGCGUGCCAAGGAGCGCAUAUUCAACACAUGCGCCCUGGCGGCUGAACUCGUUGCAGUGGCCUCACAAGGCGCAUGGACAAUGCACAAGUGCAUGGAAUUGUUUUCAACGACAAUUUCCUCCAUUAAAUGCAAAUGUUCGUAUGCGCAGUUUUUAGAGUCAUCAUCAGACAGCAUUACCGAGGAACCGAGCAAACUCGCGGAGCAAGUGAGUGCACUAGGGGAGUGAAUUGAGUCGAAGUUGACCGUGCUGGAACUGGGUUGUGAAACUACAACCUUCUCUGGAUCUAAGUCAGAAGCUGACCUACCGAAACACGGACCAGAUUAGCAGCAAGCUUCUGCCAAGUCUUCUAAAACAACUACUUCUGCUUACACUGUCGAGUGGGUGAGGGUGUGCAAUAGUACCCCAUUUUGUAGGAUAGCCUGCAGGACAAUUUUGCAGAGAUUCAAGAGUUUGUUUGAAUUCUAGACUAUGCCAGAUAUCGAGCACGUUCUUGCUUCAGGUCGAAUGAGUCCACAUGAACUGUUCAUGGCAAGUAGGUUUGGGUUCAACCUCUGAAUCUCCACAUUCGAGACCUGAAUCUCGCAGAUCUCAAUCGGUGAUGAUCAAACAAUCUAUUGGCCAUGGUUUAAGGCAUUGUUGCAACUGGCACUUUACAAUGCGAAACUGGGAACAGUGCUCGUUGUGUGGGCACAGUCCGUGUUUUAUUUUACUUGAAAUACCAUACUACUUUAAAAGAUAAUCAGUUUUUGCUUUAA